Messenger RNA from Lotus japonicus, 4214 nucleotides. RefSeq names its product probable ubiquitin-conjugating enzyme E2 24. The transcript has 9 exons. Lineage: Eukaryota; Viridiplantae; Streptophyta; Magnoliopsida; Fabales; Fabaceae. Bases 1180 to 3945 code for a protein of 921 amino acids. The record is from RefSeq and is a predicted model, not a curated record.
ACCUCCAUUGGUCACACUAACACAAGUUCCCACCAUUCACCAAAACCUUAGCUGCAUUUCACCGAGCUUGCAAUGGUUCCUAACCUCGGUGUUGAUGUGGAGGAUGAGGGAACAGGCUGUGGAACUAAACCACCUAUUUGAACAUUUUCCACCUCUUCACUCUUCUAAUAAGCCUGAAAAUUUCUAAUUUAAGAAGAAGUAGAAGAGAGAGCAAGAUAGCUUUUUGAAAAAGCAAAUUUUGGGAAGUAGCUUAUUUUCAAUUUGUUUUGUUCUUCUGGGUGGAGUUGGAGUUCCUUCAUUUGGUUUAUUUGGAUCCAACCAUCUCAAAGGCUAAAAAAAUGAUCUGGUAAUAAAGGUACUUUUUUCUGUGAAUAGCUUAAAGCACUCCAGAUCACAACUCUGAAAUUUUAUUGGCUUUAGAUAUUAGCCAAUCUCCCUUGGUACUAGAUAGACCUGAUAGAGUGUUAGGCUUUGAUGUGGGGGGAAAUCUCCUUUGGCGAUAUAAUUUUCAAUCUCGUUAGAGUAAAUUUUAUUUUCUUUCUGCCCCUUAUUUAUUUUUGAAGCUUCCUCAGUAUUGUGCAAAUCUCCUUUGGCAAAAGUUACUUAACUUCCUUUGGUUGGAUUCCAGGUAGUAAAAAUAUAUGAAAAAUCAUUUUAUCCUUGAGUCAAAAAUCAACCAUUCAGAAAAAACUCCAGGAACUCCACCUUUCUGGAGGGCAAAUCUCCUUUGGCACCUUUUAGUUAUCUUGGUCUGCUUCCUCUUAUAGCUAGAAAUUUUACUUUGAGUGACCCCCACAGAGAAAAAUAAGAGAAAAAAAAUUAUUUGAUAGCUGUAGGCUUGUAGCAAGUUGGUAUUUUGUUUGAAGUUUGUCUCAGAAGCUUCUUUCUGUGAAAUUCCAAUUCAAGUUGGGCAUAUCUCCUUUGGCAUUUUGGAGUCCUUGAUUGACUCCUGGUAUCCUAUUGGGAAAAUCUCCUUUGGCAUCAGAUCUCCAGUUCCAGUGAUCAAGAUAAGUUUUUGGAGAUACUGAGUAACUCUAUGUGACAAGAAAAAGCACCAAUCAGAAGUAUUUUGUAUGAUACAUAGUUAUCCAUUGAAGUCAAUAUCGGCAUACCUACUUUGAUCAAAAUACAUACACACUGAAAUUUGAUUAUCCAGUUUCCUUGAGAAGGCAUCCAGUGAUGGAUAUUAUUAGUAAUGAUUCGGACUGGGAGACAUCCAGUGACAGCAGCAGCAGCAGUGAGGAUCAAGAAGAAAUUAAUUUUCAAUAUGGUGGGCAAGCUCAGAGCAUACUAUCAUGUUUAGAGGACAGCAUUGAGAAGAUUGAUGACUUUCUCUCAUUUGAGAGGCCAUUUGUUCAAGGGGAUGUUGUCUGCUCCUUGUCAGACCCCUCUGGACAGAUGGGAAGGGUCACAAGUGUUGAUGUGUUUGCCGAUUUGGAAAAUGUUCGAGGAGAAGUACUGAAAAAUGUAAACUCCGAGAAACUCAUGAAGAUUCGGUCUACUUCAGAAGGUGAUUAUGUAAUUAAGGGGCCAUGGCUUGGUCAGGUUCAAAGGGUGGUGGACAAAGUGACUGUAUUGUUUGAUGAUGGAGUUAAGUGUGAUAUCGUUGCCUCGGAUAGAGAGAAGGUUUUACCACUGACUGGUAAUUUUCUUGAAGACUCACAGUAUCCAUACUAUCCAGGGCAGAGAGUAAAGGUUAAGUCCUCCUAUGCUUCUAAGUCAGCUCGAUGGCUAUGUGGCACUUGGAGAGACAAUCAAGAUGAAGGCACUGUUUGUGCUGUGGAUGCAGGUUUGGUGUAUGUUAACUGGCUUGCCUCUGUUAUUGUUGAUUGCAAUUUGAAUGUGAAUGCUCCACCAUGCUGGCAAGGUUCCGAAAACUUGACUGUGUUGUCAAGUUUUUCACAUGCAAACUGGAAUCUUGGGGACUGGUGCAUGCUCUCAGCUGAAGGCCAAGAGGAACACAAUGUAGAACAUGCAUCCACAGGUGGUCUUACAAUGGAGCAUUGUAUGGAAAGAGGGUAUAAGAGAAGAAACCCUAGUUCUCAUAUUGGGGAAUUGUUCACUAUUGGAAAGAUAAAGACCAAAGUUGAUAUUGUGUGGCAAAAUGGUGAACAAACUUCAGGAUUAGAUCCCCAGAAUUUACUCCCAGUGAAUGUUAUAAACACUCAUGAAUUUUGGCCACAUCAGUUUGUGCUGGAAAAAGGUGCUUCUUAUGAUCCUCUUAGGCCUAGCAGCCAAAGAUGGGGUGUUGUCCAAGGUGUGGAUGCAAAGGAACACACUGUAAAGGUACAAUGGAAAACUGGUUCCUUAUCCGACCCGGAUAAUUUGUCUGGAAACAAUAUGGAGGAGACUGUGAGCGCCUACGAACUUGUAGAGCAUCCAGACUACUCCUGUUUUUAUGGUGAUAUUAUGUUCAAGGCGGCUCAAAAACAGUUUGGUUACCAAGCUGCUAAAGAAAAAGAAAAGUCAUCGAAUGACUUGAAUGCGGAUACUUCUCUUAAAAACGAGAACCAAAUGGGUUAUCAGGAUGGGUUCUCUGAUGACGGCUUCCUGCACUGCAUUGGCAGUGUUAUUGGUUUCAAAGAUGGUGAUGUGGAGGUGAAAUGGGCUACUGGUUUCACAACCAAGGUUGAGCCUUAUGAAGUUGUUCGGAUUGAUAAACAUGAAGGUUCAACUCUAAACUCCUCUACUUAUGAAAGGAAUGUUGAGGAGUUAACGCCUGAGAUCAUUGAACAUGGAAGUCUACCUUCUGACCAGAAGGGAAAGGACUCGUUAAAUGGUGAUGGUAGUGGAGAGAAUUGUGAAAAGUAUCCUGGGGAGUGUAGUUCCUUUUUCCUUCCAGGAGCUGCCUUUGAAUUUUUCUCCAGUCUAAAAGCCAGUAUAUUCCAAACAUCUAGUGGAACUUUACUUUCAGGAUCAGGAGCAGUUUACUCUGUACCUACAUUUGAAAAAGAGAAUGGUUCUGAUUUUCAUGAUAACAAAGAUUUGGAAAUUUGUGACCUGUACACUGAGCCACAUCCAGUGACUGAGUUGCAAUCUGAUGAAGACAGAGCUUUAUAUCCAGAAGUAAUUAGGAUUCAUGAGAAGAAUGAAUUUCCAUUUUCUUUAGACAGCAACUGUUCAAACCAGUUUAAGCAGUUUGAUAUUGUAGAAAACUGCUCUGAACAUCAUUUUAUGGAUGAGGGAAAGGGGUUUUCAAUAUCACAGGUAAAAAGAAGUUGGGUAAAAAAGGUUCAGCAAGAGUGGAACAUCCUGGAGAAAAAUCUUCCUGAUAAUAUUUAUGUUCGUGUGUUUGAAGAAAGAAUGGACCUCAUGCGAGCCGCAAUCGUUGGUGCAUCUGGAACCCCAUAUCAUGAUGGUCUAUUUUUCUUCGAUAUAUGUUUCCCUCCAGAGUAUCCAAAUGAGCCACCUAUGGUGCAUUACAAUUCUGGUGGGCUCCGCUUAAAUCCGAAUCUGUACGAGUCAGGGAGAAUCUGCCUGAGUCUCCUAAACACUUGGACAGGCACAGGCACUGAAGUGUGGAGCCCUGGUUCCUCCACUAUUCUUCAAGUCUUACUCUCUCUGCAGGCUCUUGUCCUUAAUGAGAAGCCUUAUUUCAAUGAGGCUGGAUACGACCAACAAAUAGGCAGAGCCGAGGGAGAGAAGAACUCUGUGAGCUACAAUGAGAAUGCUUUCCUUCUCACAACCAAAUCAAUGUUGUAUAUAUUAAGAAAGCCACCAAAGCACUUUGAGGCACUGGUGGAAGAGCACUUCAGAGAACGCUCCCAACGUAUACUUCAUGCUUGUCAGGCAUAUCUUGAAGGAGCUUCCCUUGGAUGUGGAAAAUCUGAAUAUGAAAACCAGAAAGGGACUUCUACAGGAUUCAAAAUUAUGCUUGCUAAGCUCUUCCCCAACCUUGUAGAGGCUUUUUCUAGUAAGGGAAUUGAUUGCAGUCAGUUUGUUUGAGCUGCAAAGUUAACUUUCUUACUAAGUUUAAGUGACCCUGGAAUUUCCCGACCAACAUAUUCCAAACUUGCCUGUAAUAUCAAAAUGUUGACACUUAUCUUUUGUGAUAGAAACUAUAAGCUUGUUAGAAACCAAUUUCUGGGAUUUGUACUUUCAUGAUUUGGUUACUAUAUGUGGAAAUUUAUCAAAAUAACUGACCUUGUGUCUGUUGUAUGUAUGUUACACAUCAUGGCUUAUAAUGUAAAAUAUGGAAACAAUGAUUGAAAUGA